GGCAAGGUGGCCGGUUCGCGUGGUAUUCGUUUCACGAAGGUAAAUAAGAGGCGGCCGUGGAGGGCCGUGCACGCUCGCCCGCUCGCUCCGGACCGGUGUAGUGUUUUCCACUUCCUCCCAGGCUGAAAAAUGACACGCGAGUAAGCCACCUGACGCGGACCACGACAUGGGAGGACCCGCGGAAAACAGCGGCCGCCGCGAACGUGGCGGCCGUCGCCGCCGCCGUCGACAACGGGAAAUCGUCGAGCGCCGCCACCAACUCCCUGGGACCGUUGCCCGAGGGAUGGGAGCAGGCCCGCACCCCCGAAGGAGAGAUCUACUUCAUUAAUCAUCAGACGCGCACCACAUCCUGGUUCGACCCGAGAAUUCCGACCCAUCUUCAGAGAGCUCCCACUUCCGGUGCCAUGCUGCCGCAGAACUGGCUCCAACAGCAACCCGCAGGUGGUGGUAUACAGAGCAAUCAAACGUUGCAAGUGUGUCAACAGAAGCUUCGUCUCCAGUCGCUACAAAUGGAACGCGAACGUUUGAAGCAACGGCAACAAGAGAUCAUGCGUCAGCAAGAACUGAUGCUGCGACAGAGCACCACCGACGCUGCCAUGGAUCCGUUUUUGUCCGGCAUUAACGAGCAACACGCGCGUCAGGAGAGCGCGGACAGCGGCCUGGGUCUUGGUUCCGCGUAUUCCCUCCCCCACACGCCGGAAGACUUCCUCGCGAACAUUGAUGACAAUAUGGAUGGUACAAGCGAUGGCGGCGCACCCAUGGAGACACCAGACCUUUCUACUCUGAGCGAUAACAUCGACUCGACCGACGAUCUUGUCCCGUCGUUACAGUUGAGCGAGGACUUCAGUAGCGAUAUUUUGGACGACGUGCAGUCGCUCAUCAAUCCCAACACGACGAAACCCGAAAACGUGUUGACGUGGCUGUAGUGCGCGGAGGCGGGGAUUUGUCUAUGACAGGCAAGCGAUUUAUGAAAUCGACUCGACGCGAACAACAUAAGAAAAAGGAACAAAAAAGAAAAAACACGAGAACAUAAGAAAAUUGCAAUUUCAAUACGUCUAAACCUGAACGGAAGGAUUCUGGGGGAUCGUACCAGCGAAACAACGACUAUUCCAUGCGAAUGAAAGA
Molecule: messenger RNA, 1125 nt
Organism: Nomia melanderi (Alkali bee)
Lineage: Eukaryota; Metazoa; Arthropoda; Insecta; Hymenoptera; Halictidae
Source: RefSeq, a predicted model, not a curated record